AUGGAGGCCUCGGAAAAAGCGCCUCGCAAGAGGGUCUCUCGGGCCUGCGAUCGCUGUCGCAGCAAAAAGGAUAAAUGCGAUGGAAUCCGCCCUACCUGUUCUGCCUGCCAAGCCUCCGGUCAAUCCUGCUCGUACGAUCCCCACGCGAAGAAACGCGGUCUACCGGAAGGUUACGUGCGCGGACUGGAGAAGCUAUGGUCCCUGUCAAUCUGCAACAUCGAUGGAUUCGAAGAUACAAUGCUAGCGAUGCUAGGGAGUACCGCGGAGUCGGCCGGUCGACGCGAGAACCUGAUGUCCGUAUGGUCGGAUGACGCCGCCUCCGAGAGUCUGCACGAGUCGUGGAAAACGAGUCGGCUGUAUGGUGCGCUCGAGAAAAUGCUCUCGAAUUCAGACGCGCCGACGACAGGGAAGCGCGCGCGGCCCCUGGAUCAUUCCGUGCGAGUGUCGCGCACAGCUACGCCGUUGGGUCCCGAUGCGCCGCGCGUGAUCGAGCCGACUUCUUCGGUGAAGAAGAUGCGCGUGGAUGAUCGCGUGCCUUGUUUACAUAGUCUCCAACUCCCGCCGCAGACGUCGCAGCAGCUGGAUGUGUAUUUUGCAGUGACACAUUCGUGGUUUCCAGUCAUCGCCAAACACAACAUUCUUCGUGCCUCGUACCUCUAUGCGAACGCGCCUUUUGCCAUUGCUGCGACAUCUCCAGGGUCUGGAGACCAUGCAGCUCUGUGGGCAAUUCUCAGCUACACUGUGACUCAACCCCGACCGAACCAACCGGCUAGUCCCGGCGCGGCCAAUCUAGCAAAAGAGUAUUACGCCAUCUCACGAAGCCUCAUUCCCGCAGAGACAGAGCGUUAUGAGCUUGGACACAUCCAGGCGUUGCUUUUGCUGACAUUCGUGAACACGGGUCUGCAGAAUUGGACUGCCGCCUGGUUGCUGAGCGGCCAGGCCGUAAGGAUGGCUAUUUCCAUGGGGCUGGGUACAUAUCCCAGGCCCAAUUCCAGGCGAUCCGAUGAGAUUAGACAGGGGAAGACGGUAUUCUUGGGCUGCUUCGUUGUUGACUCAUUACUUUCCUUUAGCCUUGGGCGCAGCCCAGCUAUACCUCCAAAUGACAUCGCCACAGUAGGCCUGUUGGAAGAGGAUGGAUUGGAGGAAUGGAACUCAUGGGUGGAUGUGCUGCCACCGACGGGAGCUUUGCAGAGUAGCAAGAACCCACCGCGCCGAGGUCCACUCAUGGCACUGAGCUGUUUCAAUCGCUUGGUUGAGCUGGCCAGUGUAUUGAACAAAGUCUCGCGCCAUAUAUCCUCGGGUUAUAAUAUGGCCACAUUUGCACAGCAGCUGGUCAUGGAUCUUAAGCAAUGGGAUGAUUGUUUGCCUCUAGCGUGUCGCUUGAUUGGACCAGAGAGCAUCUAUCCUGAACGACAUUCUGCCUUGCUUCCUCAUCAGAGCUACUUAGGCCUAACAUAUGUGGCUACGUUGUUGUGGCUAUAUCUCCAGCUGAUCCCUGGAGAACAGGGACAGGAUCACUCGCAGAGACCUGCUACAGAAGGCGCCAAGAAGCUUCUUUAUCGAGGACUGACCAUGCUCAGCCAGCGCAUGGAGAACUUCCCCAUGUGUGGUCUUCCUCCACUGUUUGAAUUGAGUCUGCGUACAAUCUCUGAACAAGCCCAUGCGCUACAAAGCUUUGAAUGCGCCAGCUUCCCUUUUGCCCGCUGGGCAGAUGAGUUCCGCCACAAAACGGCCGGCUUAACAUCGGCGUGGCCUUCCAUCAUGGAGCGGUGGCAAUCGAAAGAUGCACCAUCUUUGCCUGUCAAUCCGCUCGCAUCAUUCUCUCCAAUGCAACCCCCAACCCGUCCAAAUGACGAAUACACCUCCAUUCUCGGCAUUAGCAUGCCCGUUGACGGCCAAUCCCUAACUCCAAAAGACACGGUUAUGGAGAACUCAGAUCUCAUGAUGGAUCUUCCUGUCGAUGCACCCCUCGACAAAAUUCCCCGGAGUGAUCCAGACCACGCCCUGUAUUCGGGCCAACUACACCUAUCUCAACCAACAUCGCAAUCAAACCCACAACCUCAAACCCCCGACUCGUCCACCUCGAUGACAGGCACCUCCAAUAUCGGCGACUUAGAUGCCAUCUUCAAGGAUCUCGCAUACCUUGAUACGACGGAAUGGGCCACGAACCGCGAAGCAGGUCUCAAAGACUUCGGCUUCUUGGAUGAUUCUACCUUCCAGGCCUUUUGUCAUGAUCCUGAUCGUCUGGGCGGAUCACAGCCUCUUGUACACCCUCCGUCUAUUGCCGAUAUUUGGCCUCCGCCCGGCUUCUUCCCUGAGACUUUUCAAGAAGAGCCGUGA
Molecule: messenger RNA, 2340 nt
Organism: Penicillium brevicompactum
Lineage: Eukaryota; Fungi; Ascomycota; Eurotiomycetes; Eurotiales; Aspergillaceae
Product: putative C6 transcription factor
Exons: 2
Coding region: 1-2340 (779 amino acids)
Biological process (GO): positive regulation of transcription by RNA polymerase II; DNA-templated transcription
Molecular function (GO): zinc ion binding; DNA binding; DNA-binding transcription factor activity, RNA polymerase II-specific
Source: RefSeq, a predicted model, not a curated record